This is a messenger RNA of Amorphotheca resinae ATCC 22711, 899 nucleotides long. RefSeq lists its product as hypothetical. Gene Ontology annotation, molecular function: protein-lysine N-methyltransferase activity. Lineage: Eukaryota; Fungi; Ascomycota; Leotiomycetes; Helotiales; Amorphothecaceae. Gene Ontology annotation, cellular component: cytoplasm. Gene Ontology annotation, biological process: peptidyl-lysine dimethylation; peptidyl-lysine monomethylation. The record is from RefSeq and is a predicted model, not a curated record. The coding region runs from base 75 to 899 and encodes 274 amino acids. The transcript has 2 exons.
CAUAUCUCAACUUCGGACACAAGAUUGGAACCCAGUCGCAGUGAACAAACCUAGGGGCCUCACAAUUCCCGACCAUGGCAUCCAACGAUAUCGCCAAACCCAACCAUCUGGAGCCCUCUCCGCUCGGGACCAAAGAGUACUGGGACGAGUUGUACGCGCGCGAGAUCACAAACCACGAUCUGGACCCUACGGACGAAGGCACGAUCUGGUUCGACGACUCAGCAGCCGAAGAUAAAAUCGUCGCUUUCCUGUCCUCUCAGAUCCUCCAAGAAGACGACGCACAGCAGCAGCAGUUGCUCGGUCCUGAAAUCGGACGGCAUAACUGUAGUUUUCUAGAUCUCGGGACCGGGAAUGGACAUCUUCUGUGUCGACUACGCGAGGGCGAAGAAAUAGAGGAGGACGAGGAGGGGGAAAGGGCUUGGAUGGGUAGAAUGCUCGGCGUUGAUUACUCGCAGAAGAGCGUCGAGUUCGCGAAGCGCGUCGCGGCAGAUAAAGGGUUUGGCGGGCCCGAUAGCAGCAGUAAACCAGCGAUCGAGUUCCGAUGGUGGGAUAUCAUGACUCAGAAUCCUGAGGGCGUGGUGCUGGAGGGUCCCAAUGAGAAGGGUUGGGAUGUGGUUCUGGAUAAGGGUACGUUUGAUGCGAUUAGUUUGUCGAAGGAGAAGGAUCCGGAUGGGCGUCGUAUCUGUGAGGGCUAUAAGGAGAGAGUCGUCCCGCUGAUUAGAGAUGGUGGGAUCUUGCUCGUUACGAGUUGUAAUUGGACUGAGGAGGAGCUCAAGGCUUGGUUUGUGGGCGGGGAGCUGGAGUUUGUGGAUACUAUCAAGUAUAAGAGCUUUAGCUUUGGGGGGAAGAAAGGUCAGACGAUUAGUAGUAUUUGUCUUAGGAAACACGCUCUUCGAUGA